Molecule: messenger RNA, 2126 nt
Organism: Nerophis lumbriciformis (worm pipefish)
Lineage: Eukaryota; Metazoa; Chordata; Actinopteri; Syngnathiformes; Syngnathidae
Gene: dmtf1
Product: cyclin D binding myb-like transcription factor 1
Biological process (GO): regulation of transcription by RNA polymerase II
Cellular component (GO): nucleus
Molecular function (GO): RNA polymerase II cis-regulatory region sequence-specific DNA binding; DNA-binding transcription factor activity, RNA polymerase II-specific
Source: RefSeq, a predicted model, not a curated record
CCCGCAGACAGCCUGGCCGUCCUCCAUCCUGGCACUUCGCUUCAUCCUGGUACCUGCAAGUCCCCGGACCAAAAACAGGAAGCGUGGCCAGCAGAGGGCAGCAGUGGAUAGUUUGGACUCAGAACUAAUGAAUGACGUCAUCUUACCAGAGGCGAGUGAUGAGCGCCGCCGAAGAGGAGCGUGACGGCGACACGCUGGAAACGGUGGAGUCGGUCACACUGACGCACGACGACGAUGAUGGCGUCGUAUUACACUCCCCCUCUAACGAUGACGACUGUGAGCCCCUUGCCAAAAAAGUGUGUGUCGCCCCAGAGGACUCAGACUCCUCCUUUUCUGUGGUGGCGGUGCCCAUGGCCGACGACCACGAGCGCUUUGAGGUCACCAUGACAACCACGGCGGAGGGCGGCCUCUCUCAGGAGGGCGUGGCUCACAUUCAGGUCCUGCGUGAGGAGGCGCUGUCGGCCAAUGAGAAGGCGGAGGUGUCGGCCGUUAGCCAGGCGUGGUUCACCACCAAAGAAGACAAAGACUCGCUGGCCAACAAAGGUCACAAGUGGAAACAAGGGAUGUGGUCCAAAGAAGAGAUUGACGUUCUCAUGAGUAACAUCAAGCAGUACGUCAAGUCUCGAGGCAUGGAGGACCCGGCCGAGAUCAUCUUUGAGAUGUCCAAAGAAGAGAGGAAAGACUUCUACCGCUCGGUGGCGCUGGGUCUGAACAGGCCGCUCUUCGCCGUCUACAGACGAGUUCUACGGAUGUACGACAACCGCAACCACGUUGGCAAGUACACCCCAGGAGAGAUUGAGAAGUUAAAAACGCUGAGAGAUCGCCAUGGCAACGACUGGGCCGCCAUCGGCGCCGUGCUGGGUCGCAGCGCCUCCUCCGUCAAGGACCGCUGUCGCCUGAUGAAGGACACGUGCAACACGGGGAAGUGGAGCGAGGAGGAAGAGCGCCGUCUGGCCGAGGUGGUGUACGAGAUGGCGGGCACGUCUCCGGGGUCGGCGGUCACGAGGGGCGUGUCCUGGGCGUCGGUGGCCAAUCAGGUGGGCACGCGCUCAGAGAAACAGUGUCGCUCCAAAUGGCUCAACUACCUCAACUGGAAGCACAGCGGCGGCACCGAGUGGACCAAAGAUGACGACCUCAACCUCACACGAAGAAUUUUAGAGUUGGAAGUCGAAGAUGAAAAUGAAAUCCAGUGGGAGGAGCUUGCUGGCGGGUGGAGCAGCGUGCGCUCGCCGCAGUGGCUGCGAUCCAAAUGGUGGAGCAUCAAGAGACAAAUAGCCAAUCACAAGAAGAUCCCCUUCAAUGUCUUAGUCAAGGCCCUCCACGAGGUCAUGGCGUCCUCGCAGGCGGCAAGCGGCUCAUGCAGCCCCUCCCUCCAGAUACGACUCAGCCGAUUGGAGGAGAGCGGCGCUGGCCCCGCCUCCGGUUCUGUGGCGGCGUUGCAGAUUCCCAUGCAGAUCCCGCUCCAGAUCACGCACCUGGACUCGACGACGGCAGGCGGCGACGGCGACGCCAUCACACUCAGCGGCGCAGCUCUGCAGGCCUUUGAGAUCUUGCCGUCCUUCCAGCUGCAGCCCACCAGCACGCCGGGCACAUACGUCCUGCAGACAACGUCCAAUCAGGGUCUGCCCAUCAGCUUAGCCAAUAGCGGCACCGUUACCUUGACGACGGGCUCCUCCUCAGCAUCCCACGAGCACAUCAUCCUCCACAGCCUGGCGGCCGACAGCCUCUGCUCCGGCGACGGCGUCAUCAUCCAGACUCUCACCUCCGACUCCGCCCCCUCGGACCCUCUCGACCAAGCAGAGCUGGUCGUAGAGACCGAGGGGCAGAGUCAGGAUGCUUCCGGUAUUCUGGAAGGUUCGGAAAAAGUGGCGGGAAGUGAGGAGCCAACGACGAAGGAGAUGACCUCCUCAACGCCGCAUCCCGAGAUACCGAGCAACGGCGCCGUCCUGAUCGUGUCUCCUCCCAACAUCAGCAGCACGCUGACAGAUCCCAUCUUGGAGAACCAGGAAGGUUCCGAUUAGAACUUUUUCAUCUUCAAAAAGGACACGUUACGUCGACUGUGCCGAACAAGAAGAGCGGACUCAGUUGCAUGUAUUUAUUCCGUAAAAUAGUCAAAUAAAAAAAGG